Messenger RNA from Oryza sativa Japonica Group (Japanese rice), 807 nucleotides. Its product is annotated as glycine-rich cell wall structural protein 2-like. NCBI's taxonomy places the organism in Eukaryota, Viridiplantae, Streptophyta, Magnoliopsida, Poales, Poaceae. The record is from RefSeq and is a predicted model, not a curated record.
UCUCUUCCUGCAGUCAUAGCUCAUAGAGUAAGCUAUAACAAUGGCGGGUACUAAGCUUGCAGCUCUUGGGUUCGUUGUCCUCUUAAGUAUUGGACUAGCCAGUGCUGCAAGAGUAGAAAGAUACUCUAGUUCCCAGGGAUCUGGCACGGGAGGCGGUGAGGGUGGAGGAUCUGUGAAUGGUGGAGGAGCCGGGAAAGGAAGUGGGGUUGGGUCUGGUAGCAGUAACUAUUACGGUGCCCAUGCAAGUGGUGGAGGUGGCGGCGGAGGUGGUGGUUACAGUCAAUACGGUGGAUCAGGAUCUGGUAGCGGAUAUGGCACGGGCUUAGGCUCUAGCCAGACCUCUCAAAAUGGAUAUUAUGGUUAUGGCGGGUCAUCCAGUGCUGGCGGUGCUGGUGCUGGUGGCGGUGCCGGACAAGCCGGUGGUUAUUGGCCAUCGUAUGGUCAUGGGUCUGGUAGCGGUACCGGCUCAGGCUCUAGCGAGGCUAAUAACUACUGGAGUGGACCAUAUGCAAACGCAAAUGCCGGUGGCAAUGGUGGUGGUAACGGCCAAGGCCAAUAUGGUGGCCGUGGCGUUGGUGCGGGUUCUGGAUCUGGGUACGGUGAUGCGAACCCUUAAUUUCCUUCGUAAAGGAAAUUAAAGAAAUGGAGCCUACCAUCUCAUGUAAUGUCUAGAAGUAUAAUUCGUUAUCAUUUGUUUGUACUUGUUUCAUACGUUGUUCUACAAGAAAUAAAGGGCUUCAUUGUUUCUGUAAAAUUCAAUAUAUAGUACUGUGUCACUAACGAGGAGAUCUAUGUAUGUUUAGAGUA